Messenger RNA from Parnassius apollo (apollo), 417 nucleotides. NCBI's taxonomy places the organism in Eukaryota, Metazoa, Arthropoda, Insecta, Lepidoptera, Papilionidae. The record is from the annotation of a GenBank genome assembly.
AUGGAUAAAAAUUUGAAUCUGCAGCAGAUACAAGAUCUGUUGAAUGCCUUAGACUCUGACGAAAACGUGAAUGAGGACAUUUUUCCUGAUGCAUCAUCGGAUUUGAGUGACGCGGAGUCUGAAAUCAGUGAUCACAAUACUGAAAGUGAAGAAGAAGCGGAAAGUAUCUCUGAAAACGAAGACUCAAGUGACAGCGAUGCACAAAGCCGUAAUAGCAAUGCUUUUUAUGGCAGAAACAGGUACAAAUGGUCUAAAGUACCACCAUCACGAUCACGGGUGCCAGCACAUAACAUUAUUAUUCAUUUACCUGGUCUAAGAGGUCCUGCACAAGCCAAAAAUGAAAUAUCUCCAUUGGAAGCAUGGUCUUCUCUAUUUACUGAAGAUAUUAUUGACUUGAUUUUACAACAUAGUAGGUAA